CCCAAAUCUCGCGAGAUCUCCUGCUACAUACCGAGAACGCCACAUUACAGUGCAGGACAGAGACAAGGAAGAUGGCGGCGCAGGAGACCGAAGGAGCACAGCAGUCCACCGUAAGCAAUGGCGAGGUGAGCAGUAAUGGCGCAGCUACUUCAGGCCAGGUUGCACAGACGGGUGCGACUGCGCAGGAUCCGCAGCAGCAACAACAACAGCCCAACGCCUGGCAAGUCAUUAAGGGUGUCCUUUUCAGGAUCUUCAUUAUAUGGGCCAUCAGCAGCUGGUUCCGCAGAGGGUCAUCGACCCCUGACCCCAGCACCCCUGCAGGUGCUCCCCGGGUGCCCAGCCGCAACCUCUUCCCCAAGGACACCCUAAUGGAUCUGUAUGUGUUUUUAUCUGAAAAUGAGGUAUUUUCAGAAUUCAACAGCACAGAAGCCCUGUUUUGGUUCCAGCGGGACCUCGUCUACGGAGACUGGACCACAGGAGAAGCAGGGGACGGAUGCUACGAGCAUUACCUGGAACUGGACACACCUGAGAGUAUGAAGAAGAACAGCUCGUUAUACAUCCACGUGUACUUCACCAAGAGUGGCUUCCAUCCAGAUCCAAAACGCAAAGGCCAGUAUCGCAGGCUGGCCACCGUCCACGCUACACGAAUGCUGAACAAGUUCAAGCGCAGGAAGUUUCUGAAGACGAAGAACUUGCUGACGGGAGAGACAGAAGCUGAUCCAGAGAUGAUUAAGCGGGCAGAAAGUCAUGGUCCGGUGGAGAUCAUAUCUCACUGGCAUCCGAACUUAACUAUCAACAUGGUAGAUGAUCAUACAGCCUGGGUGAAAGGCUCAGUGCCUCCACCCCUCGACCAGCACGUCAAGUUUGAUGCAGUGAGUGGGGACUACUACCCCAUCGUUUACUUCAACGAUUAUUGGAACCUGCAGAAGGACUACUACCCCAUAAACGAGACUCUAGAGAAGCUGCCCCUGCGCCUCACCUUCUGCCCGCUGUCUCUGUGGCGCUGGCAGCUGUAUGCAGCUCAGAAUGCCCGCUCUCCCUGGAACUUCCUGAGCGAGGACACGUACGAGCAGUCCGAUGAGGACCAGGAUUCUGUUAAGGUGGCACUGCUGGAGACUAAUCCCUACCUACUGGGCCUGACUAUUGUCGUCUCAAUCGUGCACAGCAUCUUUGAGUUCCUGGCAUUCAAGAACGAUAUCCAGUUCUGGAACAGUCGCCAGUCUUUGGAGGGGCUGUCUGUGCGCUCCAUCAUAUUUGGCGUGUUCCAGUCCCUGGUGGUGCUCCUCUACAUCCUGGACAACGAGACCAACUUCGUGGUGCAGGUCAGCGUCUUCAUCGGGCUGCUCAUCGACUUCUGGAAGAUCACCAAAGUCAUGGAUGUCAAGUUGGACAGAGAGAACAAGAUUGCAGGAGUUAUUCCACGACUGACAUUCAAAGACAAGUCCACAUACGUUGAAUCUUCAACUAAAAUCUAUGAUGAUAUGGCCUUUAAGUACCUGUCCUGGCUCCUGUACCCGCUCUUUGGGUGCUAUGCUGUUUACAGCUUAAUCUAUGUAGAGCACAAAGGCUGGUACUCAUGGGUGCUGAGCAUGCUCUAUGGAUUCUUGUUAACAUUCGGUUUCAUCACGAUGACUCCGCAGCUCUUUAUCAACUAUAAGAUGAAGUCAGUGGCUCAUCUUCCAUGGAGGAUGCUCACCUAUAAAGCACUAAACACAUUCAUAGAUGACCUGUUUGCGUUUGUGAUCAAAAUGCCCAUGAUGUACAGAAUAGGCUGUCUUCGAGAUGAUGUAGUGUUCUUCAUUUACUUGUACCAGAGGUGGAUCUACAGAGUGGAUCCCAACCGCGUCAAUGAGUUUGGCACGAGUGGAUUGGACCACAACAAAGAGAACUCGGCUCAGGCAUCAGUGGGAGACACAGCCACCACCGCCGCCACCCCCGCUGCCGCCAUCACAGAUAAACCAGAGGAGGAGAAGAAAAACGAUUAAUAUAUUUUACACGCUCCUGUCUAUUGAAGGUGUAUCAGACAUCUUCAAAGCUGAGUUUAUGUCUAAUCGUCGGGAAAGCGAACUGGAAUAUCGGUAUUCUCUAAAGGACACUGCGUGAAAUUUCAGUUCAUCUUUCCUCUUUUUGUAUGAGAUCUGCAACAACAACAAACAAAAAAAAAUCUCAUUUAAUGUAGAAUUCCUAAUAUUUUUCAAUCUCCUACAUUUUGCAGUCAAGGUGAAGUAAAAAUGUGAUGUACUGUAUUGUAUAUUUUUGGGUUGGUUAACACUACCAUUAUGAAGAUUAACCAGUAAGCAAGUCCCAUUAGUGCAGACGGGCUUUUGCAGUACAUAUUGUAACGUAUAUGGAGAAGACAAAAAAAAGAAGCCAAGUCAAGCUUUUUUAAAAAAAAAUUUUCUCCCCUUUCUUCCCACCUCCCCUCUCAGUGGAUUCCAUCACAUUUUCUUUUCUCAUUCCAUGCGUGAACGCUGUGUAUCAGGACAGGGGUGAGUAGUGUGAGAGGAAGCAGCACAACUUCUGGAGAACGUGAGCUGCUGAUCCUGCAUACUACUCACUGGAGACUGUGAAUUUUUUUUAAAGGGUUGGUGUUCUAAGCUUGAACAACAAAAAAUGCAACCUUGUAGGUAUUAAAGUAAUUACAUUAACAUUAUUAAUAUGUUAAUGAUGAUUCAUACCAUUUUUUUUGUUUUGUUUUUUGGCCUCAUAGUUUUCUUUUAUAUGUUCUAAGCCUGUACAGUCAGCUUGCGAAAUCUAAUUGUGCUGAUGUCAAAAUGAAACAAUAGCAGGAACUUUUGGUCUUCUGCUUGACCACAUCAGAUCCCCCCCCUCCUACUCCCCCUCCCUCUCCCUUUACAUGAACACACUCCAAAGCAGGACCAUUGUGGCGUGUUAAGUAUGGCUGCAGCUGCAGGCUCUGAUAUGUGCAAGACACAGGUCGGUGUAGUCUGAAUAUUUUUGGGACGAAAUGGGUUCUUUGUCUUGCUUUUUUUUCCUCCGAAAUUGGAAUUGUUGGCCUUUAAUUUUGGUACAUUAAAGAUUGAUCACUCA
Molecule: messenger RNA, 3051 nt
Organism: Ictalurus punctatus (channel catfish)
Lineage: Eukaryota; Metazoa; Chordata; Actinopteri; Siluriformes; Ictaluridae
Gene: clptm1
Product: CLPTM1 regulator of GABA type A receptor forward trafficking
Exons: 14
Coding region: 72-1985 (637 amino acids)
Cellular component (GO): membrane; endomembrane system
Source: RefSeq, a predicted model, not a curated record